AUUAUUUUAAUUUAAUCCACCUUCAAGACCCACUUCAUCCAUUCAACAAAAAAUAUAUAUAAAACCCAUCAUGUCUACAACCAUCACAACUUUUCCGAUCAAACUUACAUGGAAAACCGGCCAAACUCCACCACCGUCGGUUUCACUCUCCUCCCAUCGGAGCUCAUCCACUUCAUAAUCCUCCGCCUAGCUUUACCGGACAUCUUCCACUUAAAAUCCGUCAACAAAUUCAUCACCUCCGUGAUCUCCGAUCAAGAUUUUCUCCGUGAUUACAAUCUCCGAUCAAGCUCCUCCACGUGGCUCUUUGUCUACAAGAAAAGAUGGCACCGUGAUCCGGUUGUGAUCCAUGGCUUUACACGCUCAUCUGAACGGUGGUUUAAGGUGAUGAUCGGAGAUAUAUUGAAACCGGUGAUUCCUCCCGGUGAAGAUCUUUAUUUCUUGACGGCCUCCGGCAACUUUUUCCUUUUCGCUUUGAAUUGUAGCCGGGAAGUUGUUUCCGUUAAUCCCAUGACUAAAAAAGUCCAAAAGGUUCCACAUAGCCCAUUGGGCCCACGUGGCACGUCGUCGUGGAGGCGGUCCGGGAUUAAGUUGCUAGCGGGCCCACCGGGUUCGGGCCGGUUUCGGUUUUUGUUUGCGGAGAUGGUUGGUAAUAGCCCGACUUUGUUCGAGUAUGAUUCGAGGACUAACGAGUGGAAGUCAACCGUUGCGAGGGAGAGUGUUGUGAGCCCGAAUAUGAGCCCGUCACGUAUCGAGAAUAGAGAUGGGGAUAGGAUAUUUUUAAGUGCGUCGAAUGGGCCGAGGAGAAGUGUUGUGAUUUCUGUUGGGCCGGAUAUGAAUGAGCCCGUUGUUGUGCAACCGGUGUUUUCGGGUGUUGUUGAGGAUGGGGAGUUGGCGGUUGGGUUUAGUUGGGGAAGCGUGAUUAAUCGGUUACAUAUUUAUGGUGACGGGCGGAUGUUGAUUGUUCGGUCUGGGCCCGAUAGCUUGGACGACGCGAAUCAAGGAAUUAGGGUUGUGAAAGGUGUGGAGUUGUGGGGGUUGGGCCCAAAUGGAAGGCAAUGGGCCUUUGUUUCAAGGGUUCCAAAUGGGCUAAUUGAUGAGAUUAAGAAGCCUUAUGGGGUUAUGAUGGGUUGUUUGGAAGAAAGAGAAGGGACAAUUGGGGCCAUUUUGAUGUCAAAUUUUGAGGGUGUUUGGGAUAUUAUUUGGCUUAGUUUUGACAUAGAAAAGUCAAAAUGGGCUUUGGACCCACUUCCUGAGUUUAAGAUGCAGGGCUCAAACAUGGCUGGGGUCACUUUUUCUUCUGGGCUCACCAUUUGUUAGACCAAAAUCAAUUGUGAAUUAUGUAUAAUUUUGUUUUAUGUUUUUGUAUAAUAUUGUAAUUGGUGAUCUUAAAGACACUUGUUGGGUUGUUUUAAAUGUUUUGCAUUUCACCGAGGGGUUACAAGGCCCAAAGAUUGUAUAUAUCAGAGUUCAAUAAAAGAAUAAGAUUCGGAAAGCUACAAACAAGUUGAUAA
Messenger RNA from Helianthus annuus (common sunflower), 1511 nucleotides. RefSeq lists its product as uncharacterized. The record is from RefSeq and is a predicted model, not a curated record. NCBI's taxonomy places the organism in Eukaryota, Viridiplantae, Streptophyta, Magnoliopsida, Asterales, Asteraceae. Bases 109 to 1317 code for a protein of 402 amino acids. The transcript has a single exon. Gene Ontology annotation, molecular function: protein binding.